Heterotrigona itama is the source of this 3880-nucleotide messenger RNA. Lineage: Eukaryota; Metazoa; Arthropoda; Insecta; Hymenoptera; Apidae. The record is from the annotation of a GenBank genome assembly.
AUGCUGAAGGAGGAGACGGAGAGAAAUCCCACGGAAGGUGCAAAUUGCGUAUAUCUGUUGGCGCUGGACGUUCUCGAUGAAUUGCUGGCAAGGGACAUGUACGUUUGUUCGCGAUUAUUUUUUUUUUUUUUUUUCUUUCUGUCGAGCGCGGCUGAAUUUAUCGCCAUCCGUUUGCCACGCGAUUCAAAGGCCAACGUCGUUACGAUCGAUGUGAUCUCGCUCUUUUAAGGGCACGCGGGCAAACAAUACGGUCUCUGAACCGUUAAUAGGAUGCGUUUGCUCUUUCUCGGCUCUUGAGUCGCGCUGACAUUUCAUCCUCUUAUUCCGUGCUUUCGUACCAAACCCAUCGCAUUCCCGUCGCGUGCCCGGUAGCCGACGACACGACGCGCUGUGAUGUGAUCUUUUCCUCGUUUUCGUUCCGUCUCGCUCUCUCGAUGCUCGUUGAAACCGGGUUGCAUUUGUUCUGGAUCCAUCCUUCUUUGUUCUUGUUACAGUUAGUCCCCGGUUAAGGGUCUGUCCCCACCAAUUCUUGGAAUCGGGACUAUCCUCACUCUACCAUGCAGCCCCGUGAAAUAUGAUACUCGACAUGCAAAACAAGCAAUAUAUAUAUAUAUAUACAUAUAAUACCGAUAUUGCUGCCUGGACUGGUGAAACAAUUGAUGUUCAUCCCCUCUUUUUUCUCGUCGCUUAACACAUUAUUGACCGAGGAUUUUUUUGUAGAAACUGACGCGUGUGGCCGGCGAUUUUCCCCAAAAGUGACAAAGAAAGAAUCCGCGUAUGAUUAAAUACAAACAACUUUGUGCAUGAAGGUAUUUUAAUAUUUUUUAAGAGAAUGAUAGGCCGUAUAGCAAGAAACUAAUUAUAAUAAUUAGUAUAUUAACACAUUAUAUUAAUAAUUUAUUACUAAUUAUAUUAAAUUAAUAUAAUUAACAAUAUAAUAUUAUUUAAUAUAAUUAGUUACUAAUUAUAUUAAAUUAAUAAUUUAUUACUACUUAUAUCAAUAUAAUUAAUAAUAUAUUAACAUAUUAUAUUAACUAAUAUAAUUAUUAUUAAAGUUAUUGUUAUAGUUAAUAAACUAAUAAUAAUUAAUAUAGUUAAUAUAACUGUUAAUAAUUAAUAUAAUAGUUAAUAUUGUUAGAUUUAUAUUAUUAAUCCGAGAAACUUUCUCACAUCACUAUCAGUGACGUCAGUCCAUUUUAAAGUCUUAUCAUAAUUUUUUAUGACUUUUCAGUCUGUGAUACGACAGGUUCGUUUGCGAAGUAAGCCGUUUCCAAGAAUUAAUUUUGCUACUUCACUAACACUUCAUAGGUUAUUACAUUCAACGGUUAUACCAGGCACUUUUGCAAAGUUUUCUAAGUUUCGUAAAAUGUUGCUUUCAAUCCAGUCUUCUAUGAAAAAAAGAAGACUUUUCUCCAGUCUCAUGAAUGUCAUCAUUUUCAAAAUCACUAUCAAUCGCAAAGGUUUUCUGUCUUUUUGUUGGCCUUGUAUUGAUACCGGGUCAGAACUAUAUUCUGAAAAAUUAUCAUCAGAAAAUUCAGCGGGAACUUCACCUUGGAUAGAAAAUUUCGCGAUGCGCCGUUUUUGAAAAAUUUAAUGAUCGAUAAAAUGCGCGAGGCAAAUGACACGAGUGAAAGAAAUUUGAAGGUAGAACUCACUUGAAUAACGUCUUUCCACAAGCUGAGAAUUUCGCGAAUUUCAAAUUCAAAUAUCGCUUAGAUGACAAUAAAAAUUGUACGAUAUCCAGUCAAUUAUCAGAAGACGUCAUAUCCGGUCAAUAAUGUGUCAAGUGUUUGCUUUCGUCCCUGUGGGACCCGCUUAACUGGGAACUGCUGUGUUAUAAACAAACUGAACCUAACCUCCCCUGUUCUUACUGCCAUGGAUUUACAGUUUCGAAGAAGAAUUGUUUCACACGACGCAUGUUUACGUACAUACGUAUUGAGAUUCUUCCGCGUUUGCACGCGCUGCGUUCAUGUAACGAUUUCGCAAUCGAACGGUUGCUGCUCCUCGCGAGAGAGAAAGAAAGAAUUAUCGUCACUCGUAAGGAAAAGAUUUAUCACCUGCAAUUUUCAUCUGACUUUUCUAACUUGUUGUUGUUCUCGUCUGGAUAGAUAUUACUCUUCUUGCGAUAGUUCCAUUUUCAAACGUGAAACCGGGCCAACGAAAGAACGAUUGCGCGGCCAACGUGUGAAUUUCGAGCAACCAUUCGAUCGUCAACGACGCGUAUCUAUAUAUAUAUAUGUAUGUACGUGCAAUGUUCUGAAAUUUUACUAAUCUGUGUUUUCUCGCUUUAGAUUCUCGGUGAACUUGGACCAAGGCUGAAAGACCUUAUACACUUCAUUCUGAAAGAAGAGGGAAGGAAGGAACGAGUGAUGGGUUUAGGUUAGGUUUGUUUGUCUGGGUUUCUAUAUCUCUCGACACAUUUUUCUACUCUCUUUUGGUUUUCUUCUUUUUUUUUUCUUUUUUUUUCUCUUUAACAAGACAUUUAAUAUUCGCUCGGUAUCUGUAAGCUCGGCAAAAUCAACAUCUUGCUGGUGGGAACAGACGUCGAAGAGUUUCGGUGGAUUCUGCUUGUUUCGGUGGAUUCUGCUUGUUUCGGUUGUUGCUAUAACGUCGCGCUUUCCUCGACGACUCGCACCCCCUACCCUCGAAAUUCGAAAGAAAUAUUUUUUCGCCGACCAGGAUCAGCUCGAGCGAGUGCACGUAACCUUUGAGAUAUUUUUUUUUCUCUCUUUCUUUUCAAUGCUCGUAAAGUGUGCUAUCGGCAUAGGAUUCAGAGGAUUUGACAAUUUUUUUUUUUUUUUUUUUUUUUGGUCGAUGUCACGUCGCGUCAGUGUUGAUAAAACUUCUCAUAAACAUGCAAACACGCAACAAUUACUCUCUCUCUCUCUCUUUCUGUGGAUCACGCAGUCACUCACUGAAAUGUUUGGAAUGAUUCAUCGUCGCGAGAAUACGAUUGCUUUCGAUAUCACAGGCAGCGUUGAAUUUCGACGUGCGAUUUGAACGAAAGGUGAUCAUCUUCCACUCGAACGGAAGUAAGCGAAUUCUUUUUGUUGAAACAAAGGGGGCAUCGACAUUCUGGUACAACGUGACAUCGACGCACAACGCGUUCGUUCGUUUUCGUCUGUUUUCGUCCGUUUUCGUUCAGGCUCUGAAUCCUCGUUAGUAGUAUUUCCUUAAGAUUAAAAAUCCAGCCAAUACGCCAGUUUCGAAGAAACGUUGUGCAGCAACGCCUUGCACUCUUUCAUCGUUUGAACACGAACUAUCAAUUAUCAAUUUGCUCACGUACCCAUUUUCGCUCAUUGUAAAUAGUACCUUUAAUCUUCGUUACUCAGCACCCUUCGUACUCCUCGACAUAUUACGUACAAAACAACUCGCAUGAUCGAACAUCCUUUCUCUCGCAAUACACAAAAUAUACUUGGGUAUUCUCACGACCAGACGCAGAGUUCUUUGAAGACUUUCAGUGAUCAAAACAUCACGAUUUUCAAAUCGCGCUCGGAUCCCUCCAAUUUCUGCCAGUUUUCCAACACCGAAAGAGUUUUCGUCUAGAGCAGCGGUUCGCAUAAUUCGUAAUAAUGUUAGUAAAAAAAAAAAAAAAAAAAGGAAAAAGUUAAAACAGAAACAAAGUUGUAGAGUUUUGAUUUAUAAAGAGAGACCUGUAUGAAAGUUUUUUUCAGGGGAUUUACUCGUCAAAUGAAAAGAUUAAUCAAGAGAGAGAGAGAAGAAAGAUUUAGGUUAGGUUAGGUUAGGAAAGGUUGGAACCAGCUGAUGUAGACACGUCAUUAUUAACACUUUGCUGUCGGGUUUCGAUAAAUUUAUAAAAACUCUGUCUUUUUAUAUUCGUUAAACAGCUACUGCAGUGAUAAAGCAACUUCAACAAUAA